CGUUGCUUUUGAGGCUUUGAGGUUUUCCGUCAUUUCAGUAUUGCUCCAAACUUUGAUCAGUCAACUUGUUUAUAUAAAAAUUUAUUUAUUUAAAUGUCAAAUAUAACCAAAAAUAAAAAAAUAAUAACAUAAAUUUGUUGAAUAAUAAAAAAAAAAAGUUAAGUGUCAGUAAAUAUUGUACAACAAAUCAAAGGAAAUAAUAAUAUUCAUUUUGGAGUAAUUUUAUAAUACAACGUGUGCCGGUUUUUAUAAACAAUUAAUAAAAAUAAUUAUAAACAACAACAAAAUAAUAAUAUAACAAUGGCUGAGAGUAAAGGAGCGUUAAUUGCUAAAACAGUGCAAAAACAUGCUGGCAGAGCCAAAGAAAAGUUACGUCAAAAUUUUGGAAAAGUUGAUAGAACAGCAGAUGAUAUAUUUGAUGAACAUUUGCAAAAUUUUACAAGACAACAAAAUGCAGCAGAAAAAUUUAAAAAAGAAUUCAACAAUUACAUCAGAUGUGUUCGUGCCGUUCAAACAGCAUCAAAAACACUGAUGGAAUCAUUGAAUGAAAUAUAUGAGAGUCAAUGGAAUGGUCAUGAUUUAUUAUAUGAUCAAACAAGAAAUUUGGAAACAUUGUGGUCAGAAUUUACUCUCAAACUUGCUGAUCAAGUGCUUAUCCCACUCAAUACAUAUCAGAGUCAAUUUCCUGAAAUGAAAAAAAAAAUUGAUAAACGUGGUAGAAAAUUGGUAGAUUAUGAUGGACAAAGACAUAAUUUUCAAUCAUUACAAUGUAAUCCAAAAAAACGUGAUGAAUUAAAGGUAACAAGAGGAAAAGAUUUAUUGGAUGAAGCUAAAAGAACUUAUGAACAACUUAACUCUGAAUUACAUGAUGAAUUACCAGCUUUAUAUGACUCACGUGUUUUGUUUCUCGUAACAAAUUUACAAACUUUAUUUACUGCUGAACAAGUGUUUCAUACUGAAAGUUCCAAGGUAUUUGCAGAGUUGGAAGCAAUUGUUGAUAAACUUGCAAAUGACAGUCAAAGAGGUUCAUAUACAAUGAAAAGAAUAACUGAUUCACCAUCACCAAAAUCACCCAAUGCAAAUUCAGCUUUGAUAAUCAACACGCAACCACCAUCACAAAAUAAUAUUUUAUCUGUCAAUGAAGAUACAACAAUUGUUGUUAAUAAUACUGGUGAUUCACGUUCAGCAUCACCAUCACCACCUCUGCCACCACCAACAACAACAGCGAGAAAUCAAUUUAAUGGCAAUACAAAUGGUAAUUCAAAUAUCAAUGAUAAUAACUCAUUAAAUAACCAUGAUGCAUCACCAGAUAAUUCUGUAUCAAUUACUAAAAGAGUCGAAGAGUUGUAUGACAUACCAGUUGAGGUCGAAUAUGAAAAUGGUACGAAUUUGUUCCUAGGAGCAACAACAGAUAAUUUGCCACCGGGUGUACUCUACAGGGUCAAAGCAACAUACAAAUACAAUCGUGAGGAUGUCGAUGAAUUGUCAUUUGAUGUUGGUGAAAUAAUACGUGUUGUUGAAUAUGAUGAUCCAGAAGAACAGCAGGAGGAAGGCUGGCUCAUGGGUAUCAAAGAAGGAACAACUGAAAAAGGAAUGUUUCCAGCAAAUUUUACAAAACCACUGUGAAAUUAAAUUCAUACAAAAAAAAAUUUAUUUAAAGAUAAAAACAUUUAUUUACCACCACGUAAUUACACUCCAAUACUCAUGAUAAUCAAACAUCAAUAUAUUUUAACUUGUUAAUUUUUUUCAUAUAAAUUUUUUUUCUAAUUAAAUUGUGAGUUGAUAAAGUGGAUUAAUGAAAUUAUAUAAAUCGUGGAUCAAGUAUUGAAAAUAUAUAUAUUAAUUAUUGUACUGGUAGAAGCUGAAAGUGCCUUUGGUAAAUCCAUUCACUGUCUCUGCCAAUUGUUUUAUUUUCAUCAAUUUAAAAAAAAUAUAAGUAUAUAUAUCACUAAUAAUCAAAUUGAAAUAUACAAUUAAUGAUAAUUAACAUAGAUUAUAAAUGCGAUAUAAUUAUUAUUAAUUGAAAAUUAACGCUGAAGAAAAUAAUGUCUCGAAAAUGACAAGAAAAAAAUUAAAAUAUAUAUUUUUUCAUAAUGAUAAUAAUUUUUGCUCGAUUUAAUAAUACUGUGUCAUUUAAUAUUUGAUUAUUGUUAAUGAGUAUUAAUUUUAACUACAACACCAAUGGCAUUUACUGUGAAAAAAAUUAUACAAUAAUUUUGCAGUUUUAAAAAAUCGUAAAUAAUCAGCCAGCCAAAAUAUUAUAAUACAUAUUAUACAUAUAAAUAAAUAUAUUUAAUUAAUAUUAAUUUAUAAAAUUGUACAUAAAUAUUUAAAUUUCAUAAAAAAAAAUAUAUUAUGUUUUAAUGGCCACUAGAUAAAAUAUUCAAAUUAAUAAUUAUGUGAUUAAUUAUAAAAAAAAAAAAAAAAACAAUUCAUACACUCAAAAAAAAAAUAUGAGUAAGCCAAAUUUUCGAUGGUCCAAUUUUUUAAAAUUGUCAAUGAAAUAAUUAAAAAUAUAUAUAAAAAUUUAUUAAUAGGUAUAUAUAUUUAAAAAUAAAUCAAAUAUCUUAAAAUUUUUUUUUUUUUUUUUUUUUUUGUUAAAAAUCAAAUGGUGGUUUAUAAAAUGAUCUUUUGAUUAAAAAAAAAAAAAAGAAAUUUAUAAAUAAUUGUUUUUAAAAAAUCAGCAUAGUUUUAAGUAUUUUAUUAUUAUUAUUAUUAUUAUAUUUGAUGUUUAUCAAUAAUUAUGAGAGACAAACAGUAGAAGAGGUUUCAGAUUGAUAUUUUGUUUUUUUUUUUUCUUCUAUUAAAUAAACAUGAUAAUAUCAUUGUUAAAAGGAUUGUUCCAUCGAUAUACUGCUUGAAAAAAAAAAUUUAUAAAUAAUAAUAAACAAAACAUAAAUCUACGAUUUUUGUAUCGAAAAAAGUCUCAAUUUUUUAUUGUAAUAAUAUUAUGUAAACAAUGAGGAAAUAUAUUUACUGCAACAAUCAAAAAAAAAAAAAAAAAUUGAAUAAUA
Aphidius gifuensis is the source of this 3014-nucleotide messenger RNA. RefSeq names its product amphiphysin (gene Amph). The transcript is spliced from 9 exons. The record is from RefSeq and is a predicted model, not a curated record. NCBI's taxonomy places the organism in Eukaryota, Metazoa, Arthropoda, Insecta, Hymenoptera, Braconidae. Gene Ontology annotation, molecular function: protein binding; phospholipid binding. The coding region runs from base 301 to 1626 and encodes 441 amino acids. Gene Ontology annotation, cellular component: plasma membrane; cytoplasm.